Gossypium raimondii (Peruvian cotton) is the source of this 1267-nucleotide messenger RNA. RefSeq names its product gibberellin 2-beta-dioxygenase 2. The transcript has 3 exons. NCBI's taxonomy places the organism in Eukaryota, Viridiplantae, Streptophyta, Magnoliopsida, Malvales, Malvaceae. Bases 112 to 1089 code for a protein of 325 amino acids. Gene Ontology annotation, biological process: gibberellin catabolic process; response to light stimulus. The record is from RefSeq and is a predicted model, not a curated record.
CCCUCUUACAAAUCACUUCAUUCCUAUCCUUCUAUCAAUUCUUUCAUAUAAAAUUUCCUUUGCUUUCUCUUUAAGUCCAUAUAUUAUUAUUAUUAUUAUUAUUAUAUAAGGAUGGUUGUUUUAUCAAAGCCAGCACCAUUACAUGACCAUUACGCAUCGAUCAAGACAUGCAAGCCGAGGAUUAGUGUUUUCAAAGGAAUCCCAUCCAUAAACUUAAGAGACCCAAAGGCCAAAAUGUUGAUAAUUCAAGCUUGCCAGGAGUUUGGGUUCUUCAAGCUGCUUAACCAUGGCGUUCCUAUGGAAACCAUAGCCAGAUUAGAAGCCGAAGCUCUUAGCUUCUUUAAUCUUCCCCGGUCUGUGAAAGACAAAGCCGGUCCGCCCAACCCCUUUGGUUACGGUACUAAAGGGAUUGGACCCAAUGGUGAUGUGGGAUGGAUUGAAUAUCUCCUUAUCAACACCGAUCAAAACCCAGCAAUUUCCCGGUCAGCGGUGAAGGAUUAUGUGAUGGAAGUGAAGGCGGUGGCGUACGAGGUGGCGGAGCUAAUGGCGGAAGGGUUGGGGAUUGAGCGAAGGGAUGUGUGGAGUAAGAUGCUGAGAGAGGAGGAAAGUGACUGGUGUUUGAGGCUAAACCAUUACCCGAUUAGCCAAGACCUGCAGGCAUUGAGCGGAAGGAAAAUGAUAGGGUUCGGGGAACACACCGACCCACAAAUAAUAUCACUACUAAAAUCCAACAACACGUCGGGACUGCAAAUAUGUCUUAAAGAUGGGACUUGGGUUUCAGUCCCACCUGAUCACGCCUCCUUCUUUGUCACUGUUGGUGAUGCUUUGCAGGUCAUGACAAAUGGGAGGCUUAAAAGUGUGAGGCAUAGGGUAAUGACAAACUCACUAAAACCAAGAAUUUCAAUGAUAUAUUUUGGAGGUCCACCUUUAAGUGAAACCAUAAGGCCAUUGCCUUCACUAAUGGCCAAAGGUGAAGAGAGCUUGUACAAUGAGUUCACAUGGAGAGAAUACAAGGCUUCAGCUUAUAAGUCAAGGUUGGGUGAUUAUAGGCUUGGCUUGUUCGAAAAGGCUUCAACUACUGGCCACUAAUGGCAUCAAGUUCCCCACUAUUUUAUCUUUAAAAACUUAGGGUUUUUUUUCUUUUGCCGAAAAUGUUGAUUCCACUUGCCAUAGAUAUGGAAAGCAAAUAGAUUGGAUUGUUCAUUUUACAGGCUUUAAAUGUAAGUUUAUCAGCUAUAUAAAUACAUAUGUGAAUUUAUUGAUUUUA